Molecule: messenger RNA, 1536 nt
Organism: Stylonychia lemnae
Lineage: Eukaryota; Ciliophora; Spirotrichea; Sporadotrichida; Oxytrichidae
Source: the annotation of a GenBank genome assembly
AUGAAAAAUAGCAGUUAAUAAUCACCAACAACAAAUACUUCCCUGAAUAAUCAAUUAAUGGCCUAACUCAAUCCAGGUUCAUUGACUAAUCUUGCUAAAACUCGUAUUAUAGACCCAACUAUGGCUGAUAAAAUACUCUCCCAGUCUCAGAUUCUUAGAACUCGCAGGACGAAUAACUAAUAAGAUGACAACUUAAGUCAAAGUAGUAAUUUGAGUAAAAUAAGUAAUUCUAAAUUUCUUCAAGAUCAUAUGGAAAUUGAGGAUAUGAGGAAGAGCCCAACUGAAAAUCAAGAUUCUAAGCUGAAUAAUGAAUCUUUGAAGGAGUCACAAAUACUUUCAUUUAGUUAAAAAUCGAACAUAAAAUUGUCUUAGUUUCAUAAGGCGUAAACUCUUAAUUCCUCAAAUCAAAAUAAUUAGCAUUAAGAAUAAUAGUCUAUGCACUCAUUUUAGAAGAAGGUGAAUUUUUCCGCAAAAAAUCACUAAUCUGAAGUUAAUGAUAAAUAGAACCUAAAUGGGAAUAAUUUAUAUGUUUCCAAUCCGAAUUAUGAAAUGUAAUAGGACUUUUUUCAUCAGAAAACCUCCUCUCCGAAUGAUAAAGACUAUGAUAGAUACAAGCUUUUGAUGCCACUCUAACCUCAGAUUGCUAUUUCACCUUUUAACAAUAUCUAACCUGGAUAGACCUUUAGCAACAACAAUUAAUCAUAAAAUUCAUCUCUAAUGUAUUAAACGAAUAGAAAACAGACUCACUUUAAUGAUGAGAUAGACUAUAACAUUAACUGCACACCUGACUUCAAAAAUAUUCAGGAAGAGUUAUUUUAGUAAUUUUGGGACUAGAAUUUUUAGUAGUUUCAGUAAAGUGAUACUUCACAGUUAAAUAUAUCUAAAGACCAAGCAAGUUAAAUCUUCAAAGUCAUAUCAUAAAACCUGGAUAAGUUCAAUGAGAUUAUAAAGUAAACUAACCAUAAAUCAUAGGCUUCUAAAUCAACAUAGCAGUCAUCCCAAUUAAAUAGCUCAUAGAUUACAAACCAAAUUAAAGUUGAAAGCUUAGAUAAUCAUAAAAGAUAGAUAAAUAAUUAGUCCCAAUCUGCAACAUAAACUGGAAUGCCUAAUUAUAAGGAAGCCUGCACUUAAACUAUACAUUCAAUUUUUGAUAAGAGCUCAAAUACUUAGCAGAGUCGAUUAGGAAUAGCAUAAAGUGGAAAUACAUAGAAAAAUGAUUAAUCACAAAUAAGUAUUUUGCAAGAUGAAUCAAAGCUAGUUAAGGCUCUGGACAAUUUUCACAUAAAUUCUUAGAAUAGUACAACUUAAAAUAAUAUCAGUGAAAUUAGAAGAACAAAGAGAAGGAGAGAUGAAUUUGAAAAAUAAUUGGAGCAGAGUUCAGCAAAUAAGUAAUAACAAUCGGCAAAUUAAUCAAAUCGCAAUUUUAAUGACUAUAUUUAGAUGCAUUAGUCAACAGGAAAGAAAAGAAAAUUGAAUCAAACUAAUCAGAGCAGAAACAAUACUAGUUAUGAUAUUUAAAAUAACCAGAAUGCAUGA